AUGCUGACCUUGCGUGCAGGGCAACUUCAGUCUGUUGGGUUGCGGCCCGUACUGGAAGAGCAGCAGCCAGACGUGGUGGUGCUGAACACCUGCUCCAUUAGAGACAAGGCUGAGAAGAAGGUCUACGCCCGCUUGGACCCGCACUUGCAGCGCAAGCGCAAGGGGGACGAUGUGACUAUCGUCGUCUCCGGGUGUGUGGCGCAACAGGAGGGUGAAGAGUUGCUCCGUGCUCUCCCAGAGGUGGACGUGGUGAUGGGCCCUCAGUUCGCCAACCGCUUGGGCGAUGUGCUGAACGAGUCCAUGCAAGGUGGUCAGAUCUGCGUCACUGAGGAGUCGAGAAGCAUGGAGGAUCUCACGGUGCCCAACAGGCAGUCAAGCAUUUCAGCCUGGGUGAACGUGAUCUAUGGCUGCAAUGAACGCUGCAGCUAUUGUGUGGUGCCCUUCACCCGGGGCAGCGAGCAGUCGCGGCCCAUUGGCUCCAUCCGCCGGGAGGUGUCGGACCUGCUUCGGCAAGGCUACCGGGAAGUGACUCUCCUAGGCCAAAACAUCGACGCCUAUGGCAGAGACUUCACACCUCGAAGGACCUUUGCAGAGCUGCUGUGGUCCCUGGAGGAUUUGGGCAUCGAACGGAUCCGGUUUUUGACCUCUCAUCCCAGGUAUAUUUCGGACGACUUGAUCACGGCUGUUCGAGACAUUCCCGCGGUUUGUGAGCAGUUCCACAUCCCUUUCCAGUCUGGAGACGAUGAGAUCCUGCGCCGCAUGGAGCGGGGUUACACAGCGGAGAGAUACAGGCGCAUCGUGGAGCGAAUCCACCAAGAGAUCCCCAGCGCCGGGUUAUCGGCCGACGCCAUCGUGGGCUUCCCCGGUGAGACGGAGGAGCAAUUCCAGCGCACUCUUCAACUGGUGGAGGAGCUACCCUUCCUGACGGUGAACCUGGCCGCCUACUCGCCGCGGCCCAACACCCCGGCGGCACUGCUGAAAGAUCAGGUGCCACAGGAGACCAAGAAGCGGCGCUUGGAAGAGCUCAAGGAGUGUGUGCAGCGGGUGGGGCUGCGACAGAGCCAGCGGAUGGAGGGCGAAGUCAUGGAGCUGCUGGUGGAAGGCGUCCACAAGCGCCGCCCUGGCGUGCUCCGGGGCCGCUUGCGGAAUGGCCGGAUGUGCCACGUCGAGGGUCCGGAGGAGCUCAUAGGAUGCUUGGUGCCGGUGAGGAUCACCAAGGGCUACAGCUUCUCCGUGGCCGGCGCCGUGGCCGGUGAGCCGCGCUGA
Durusdinium trenchii is the source of this 1266-nucleotide messenger RNA. The record is from the annotation of a GenBank genome assembly. Lineage: Eukaryota; Dinophyceae; Suessiales; Symbiodiniaceae.